CUAAACGAUCUGUGCGCUCUUUAGCAUUUCAAUUAAAUUUGCGUUGAACACAUCCCUUCCCACCUUUCCAAACGUCAAUUUUUUCACAUUUUUCAGGGUUCUGUAUUUUGAAGUCUUCUCUAGCAAAUUUGUGCAAAAGAAUUUUUCAACCAUCAAGGAUGUUGCGAUCAGCUGCUACCAAGUUUUCCGGAGUUCUCCGCAGCUCAAUGGGCUUCACUGCCUCCCGAAUGUCUGCCAUCGGAGCCGUUCGUAUGUCUCACGAUUCCUCUGAGACCGACGAACAAUUCGACAAACGUUACGAAGACUACUUCAACCGUCCCGAUAUCGAUGGCUGGGAAAUCCGCAAGGGAAUGAAUGAUUUGCUUGGUAUGGAUUUAGUUCCAGACCCAAAGAUCAUCAUUGCUGGAUUGAAGGCUUGCCGUCGCGUCAACGAUUACGCCUUGGCUGCUCGUUGGGUUGAAGGGUGCAAGGAAAAGUGCGGUGACAAGACUGCCGAAAUCUAUCCUUAUUUGUUGAGCGAAAUCAGGCCAACAUUGACCGAACUCGGUGUCAACACCCCCGAAGAGUUGGGAUUCGAUAAGCCUCAAUUGGCUUUGAAGUCAGUCUAUGAUAUGUAAUUUAGCUAUUAUUUUUUUUCUUCUAAAUAAACUUGUGUAUACCUAACAAUAAAUAAAUACUAUGAUGGUUUAAAUACAAAA
Messenger RNA from Eupeodes corollae, 698 nucleotides. RefSeq names its product cytochrome c oxidase subunit 5A, mitochondrial (gene COX5A). Gene Ontology annotation, cellular component: mitochondrial inner membrane. The record is from RefSeq and is a predicted model, not a curated record. The transcript is spliced from 2 exons. The coding region runs from base 159 to 617 and encodes 152 amino acids. Lineage: Eukaryota; Metazoa; Arthropoda; Insecta; Diptera; Syrphidae. Gene Ontology annotation, biological process: mitochondrial electron transport, cytochrome c to oxygen.